This is a messenger RNA of Letharia columbiana, 1053 nucleotides long. RefSeq lists its product as uncharacterized. Lineage: Eukaryota; Fungi; Ascomycota; Lecanoromycetes; Lecanorales; Parmeliaceae. The transcript has 3 exons. The coding region runs from base 1 to 1053 and encodes 350 amino acids. The record is from RefSeq and is a predicted model, not a curated record.
AUGCCCAGAAUGACAGAACCGCCAGUUCCCCGUCGCAUCUUUGUCUUUGAUCAUCCACGCACUGUGUCUCAGAUGUUUCACAGGCUGUUUGCGAACCAUGAGGAACUUGAGAACAUCUUCCAUCCUUUCAUAGGCGCUUCUAUGUACGGACCUGAAAGGAUACAACUCACUCUCAAACACUGCAGUGUUGCAGAAGAUGCACAAGAAGAUUUAGCCUUAAACGCUCAUAUGGAGAGAGAGACUUACCAGGUAGCGGCUCAGCGUCUCACAGAGUCAAUUGCGACAGCUGAGAAGAAGGGAAAGAUAGCCUUUGUCAAGGAUCACUGCUUGUGCCUUCUGAAACACAACAAUUUUCGUGACAAGACUCCCGACUCUUUUUACGAGAAACCAAAUUCAAUGUUAAGCGGUAGAAUGAGUAAUCCAACAUGGAUCCCUGAUGACCUUUACACAUCUCUCUCACCCCUCAUUCUUAUCCGUCAUCCGGCUCGCAUGAUCCCAUCUUUCUACCGUACGCAGGCAGACGUGUUGAAAUUGCAAACUGCCGACGAAGAUUUCGCAAUAUACACCAGUUUCCGAUGGUUACGCAUCAUCUUUGAUUCUUAUCGAGAGUUCUACUCGGAGAACGAUGAUCUCGUCCCUCCAUACUCCAGCUGCAGUACGAUCGACGGCACGAAAGAAAAGCCCAUCUGGCCACUCGUAAUAGACGCUGAAGAUGUGGUAUACAGCACUCAAGCCAUUGUGUCAAAACUUUGUGACAUCUGGCAUAUCGAUUCGAGCGGGGUUCAGUAUUCAUGGAAAGCUACUCCAAAGGAAGAACGGCCUAAAGACAAGAUAAUGUGUGGAUUCUUUGACACGCUUCUGAGCUCUACGGGGGUGAUACAAGGGAACAAACGUGACGACAGGUCUUUGGACAUUGAUGAGGAAACGGUGAAGUGGAGGGCGGAAUUCGGAGAACAAGUGGCUGCUGAUCUGAGGCGGUUUGCAAUAGCUGCGAUGCCAGACUAUGAAUACUUGAGGCAGUUCUGUCUUUGUGCCGCUCGAGGUUAUACUUAG